GCAGCAGCACAACCACCACAAACAUCGUCACGGACGACUUCGCCGUCGCUACCGCUGCGAAGAUUGCCGCAAGUUACGCUCAGCCGUGGCGACACUCGGAGGAGAGUUCGCGUGAAGGGAAUACUCGACGCGGGGUAGUACGGGCACUCGAGUCGCGUACCUAGCGAACAUUAAAUAAACACACGAGGGUGGAAUAUAUGCUGUGGGCGUCCCCCGUGCGAGUGGGGGCACUUGAUGGCCGCAGAAAUUGGGCGAACUGCGAGCAAACAUCUAUCGUCGUCGGAGUGCGGUAAAGCGACGUCGAGUCCCGGUAACGACGUGGGCUUCGAUAGUAGCCGGGUGAUCGUAGGAACGGAACAGCAGCAACCGCCGCAGCAGCAGCAGCAACGGCAGCAGUUGCAGCAAUCGCAUUGCCAGCAGCAACGGCAAUCGCCGCCACCGCCACCGCCGCCGCCGUCGUCGCAACAGCAGCAACAGCAACUUCCACAAACGGAUCGGACACCGUCGGCCACGGUACAGAUCAGAAAGGCGCUCGGUAAAACGACAACAACUCCACCUCCACACCGGAAUCGCGUGCCGCUCGCGACCGCGCAGCCAGCAGCGGGAAACAAUCAGCAGCAGGCGCUGACCAACGCCGACAACGUAACCUCGACGGCGGAGGCCGUCACCGAGGUACCCGGCGCCAUCAAGACGACCAUCAACAUCGGCUUCGCGAUGAACCACGUAAACGACCAGGAGAAUCUCAAGCAGCUCAGCCUCGCGCCCGUUCAGGUUAACGAGGUCGAGGAGAUGGACACGCAGGAGGAGACCCCAAAUGAUGGUGGGGGAGACGGAACUGACAACCGUCCUAUAAAUGGUGAACCAGAAUUAGCAUGUAUAGUUCAGGAUCAAGAAAUGGAGGAAGACGAGGCCAGAUCGGAAGCUACCUUCCGAUAUACUGUCGAGAAUAUAUCUAAGAUGAAGGACUCGCAAUUGUCCCCCGCGUGUUAUGUGCGUAAUUUACCAUGGAAAAUAAUGGUAAUGCCACGGUCAAGUCAAACACAGGAGAGACAACCACAGAGAUCUCUUGGAUUUUUCCUUCAGUGCAACGGAGAGAGCGAGUCCACGUCUUGGAGUUGUUAUGCUGUUGCUGAACUGCGUCUUCUUUCUUGCAAAGAAACGUUGGAACCAUUUAGCAGAAAAAUUCAACACCUCUUCUAUAGUAAAGAGAACGAUUGGGGUUUUAGCCAUUUUAUGACAUGGCAAGAUGUUCUAGAUCCCGAGAGAGGUUUCAUAAAAGAUGAUUCAAUCACGCUUGAGGUUCAUGUAGUAGCUGAUGCACCUCACGGAGUUAGUUGGGACAGUAAAAAACAUACGGGAUACGUAGGUUUGAAGAAUCAGGGUGCUACAUGUUAUAUGAAUUCUUUAUUACAAACUCUGUAUUUUACAAAUCAGUUGCGAAAGGCAGUAUACAAAAUGCCAACUGAGAGCGAUGAUUCGAGUAAGAGUGUUGCACUAGCCUUGCAGAGGGUGUUUCACGAGUUACAGUUUUCCGACAAGCCUGUCGGUACAAAGAAAUUAACUAAAAGUUUUGGCUGGGAGACGCUGGAUUCUUUCAUGCAACACGAUGUGCAGGAAUUUCUACGAGUGCUGUUAGAUAAGCUGGAAAGCAAAAUGAAGGGAACAUGCGUGGAAGGUACAGUGCCAAAAUUGUUUGAGGGAAAAAUGGUCUCUUUUAUCAAGUGUAAAAAUAUAGACUAUAAAUCCACGAGAGUUGAAACAUUUUAUGACAUACAAUUAAAUAUAAAGGGCAAGAAAAACAUUUACGAGUCUUUUAGCGAUUAUGUGAGUACAGAAAGUCUCGAUGGCGAUAAUAAGUACGACGCGGGAGAGCACGGAUUACAGGAGGCGGAAAAGGGCGUAAUUUUUUCGUCGUUUCCACCAGUUUUACACCUGCAUCUAAUGCGUUUUCAGUAUGACCCAGUUACUGACUGUUCAGUCAAAUUUAACGACAGGUUCGAGUUUUAUGAAAAAAUUAGUCUCGGUAAAUACCUGCAAAACAAAGAAACAACAAGUGCGGACUACACGUUACACGCUGUUCUCGUUCAUAGUGGCGAUAAUCAUGGAGGACAUUAUGUUGUAUUUAUUAAUCCCGCUGGUGAUGGCAAGUGGUGUAAGUUCGACGACGACGUUGUCUCGCGAUGUACAAAGCAGGAAGCUAUCGAACACAACUACGGUGGUCAAGACGAGGACAUGUCUAUGGCUGUGAAACAUUGCACUAACGCUUAUAUGUUGGUUUACAUAAGAAAUUCAGAGCUGGAAAACGUCUUGCAAGAGGUCAAGGAAGAGGAUAUACCUCAAGAGCUGGUGGAGAGGCUGCAAGAGGAGAAGAGGCUGGAACAGAUAAGAAGAAAGGAGAGAACGGAAGCAUACUUGUACAUGACCGUUAAUGUCCUUCUCGAGGAUAGCUUUGACGGUCACCAAGGAAAUGAUCUCUACGACCCAGAGCACGCUUUAUAUCGUGUAUUUCGCGUACGUAAGCAGGCCACUGUGCACGAGUUUCUCGAGCUACUGAGCGAUAGUCUGAAAUAUCCCAUAGAACAGAUUCGCAUUUGGCCCUUCAGCACGCGUUCAAAUCAAACCUGUAGACCUACGCUAAUCGAGCCGGACGCUGAUCUUCAAAAGCCCAUCAUCGACUGCGCGGAAAAUCAUAAUCCGUGGAACGUAUUCGUUGAACUCGUACCUCCAGACUCUGACAUGACAGCGUUACCGCCUUUCGACAAGGACACCGAUGUCUUACUCUUUUUUAAACUCUACGAUCCCAAAAAUAAGAAAAUCCAUUACUGCGGCCAUCACUAUAUGCCUGUUGUAGCUAAAGUCCAGGAGCUCAUACCAAUUUUAAACGAACGCGCCGGAUUUCCACCGGACACAGAGCUCGCCUUAUAUGAGGAAAUUAAACCGAACUUAGUUGAGAAAAUAGACAACCUGUCCGAGCCUUUGGAAAAGGUUCUCGAGGAAUUAAUGGACGGUGACAUCAUUGUAUUUCAAAAGGAAGGAGAUAAUGAAAUGUAUGAACUUCCAACGUGUCGAGAAUAUUUUAAAGAUCUAUUCUAUAGGGUAGAAGUAACGUUUUGUGAUAAAUUGAUUCCGAACGAUCCAGGUUUUACAAUGGAACUUUCGUUGCGAAUGACAUACGAUCAAAUGGCAAAGGCCGUAGCGCAGCGAGUCGGCACAGAUCCGUACCUUUUACAAUUCUUCAAAUGUCAAAACUACAAGGAUUCUCCCGGCCAUCCUCUUAAGUGUACAUUUGACGGCACGCUUAAAGAACUGGUUGCGUACUGCAAGACGAAAGUAAAGAAAUUAUUUUAUCAACAGCUCAGUAUUAGGGUGAAUGAGCUGGAGAACAAGAAACAAUUCAAGUGCAUAUGGGUAGGGCCGUCGCUUAAAGAAGAGAAGGAGAUGAUCCUUUACCCGAAUAAAAACGGCACCGUUGCUAAUUUGCUCGAGGAGGCUAAGAAGCAGGUGGAAUUAUCGGAGAACGGUUCGGGAAAACUGAGGAUAUUGGAAAUGACGUGCAACAAGUUGUCGCCCGGGCCUGUGGACGACACGCCCUUAGAUCACUUAAACACAUCGGGCACCAAGUUGUACAGGAUAGAAGAGAUUCCGAUUGACGAGGUGAAUCUGGCCGAGGGCGAAAUGCUAGUUCCUGUUGCGCAUUUUCACAAAGAGGUUUUCUCAACGUUCGGUAUUCCUUUCUUCUUCAAGAUUAAGCAUAAUGAACCGUUUCCCAAGAUGAAGGACAGGUUGUUAAAGAAAUUAGGCGUUCAGGAGAAAGAAUUCGAAAAGUUUAAGUUCGCGGUGGUGACGAUGGGCAAGCCGCAGUUCAUUAUCGACUCGCCGGACUCUUGUAUCAAAAUCGAGGAUUUCCUUCCCAGAUACACCGGUCAGGGCACAUCGCCGCACAGGCCCUGGCUUGGCUUGGAACACGUCAACAAAGCGCCGAAGCGCUCUCGUAUCAACUACCUCGAAAAGGCCAUUAAGAUUUACAAUUAAAUUUCCACCACGCGAAGAAGAGGUUAAAUUAGGCAGCCACUCAUAAUAAUUUAUACGUAAUUCUGUAUAGUAAGAGAACGACGUCUGAUAUAUAUUGAAAAGGUUGGGAAAAUGCGUUUCACACAUUCGUUUCUUCAGCCGGAUUAAAAUACGCGAUUUUAAUACUGCAAGAACGACAUCGGACGGUAAAUCUUGGUAUACGAUGGAUUAUAUAAGAGAACUAUCGUGAAGUGUGCAGUGCUAUUUUACGCAUCAUGGAAGAGCGAUAACAUAGUUCCUCGAUUCGAAUUUGUAAAGAAUUUUACGUAAAAUGGCCCAAUAGCUUAUUUUGGCGUCACUCAGUACGGAUUUUCGCCUAGACUCCGAAAACAUUUGAUUACGAAAUGCACGUAUAUAUUGUAUCUAAUAAUAUUAUUGUCUGAUAAUUAUCUCUAAUAAACUAUUUCUUUCUUUUUUUUAAUUUUAUUAGGAAACAGACUUAAAAAUUCCGGUUCUUACCCUAGAUAGAGGUUGUACAUAAUCGAUUACAUCUACCAAGCGGUGUCGCAAAACGUUCUGCAUGAUGUAAUAUUUAACAUCCGCAACGUCACGAAUGAAUCGCUCCUUUUUUUCCGUAUUCGCAAGAUGUUUGAAAUGUAAAUUUGUCAUUAAAAAAAAAAAAAAGAACAAAAUUUUUAGUUUCUUAAAGAAUUCAAGAUAAAGCUUUACUCAAAUUUUAUUUUGUUUCUAACGAGUGUCUCAUUGAAUUCAAAGUGCACGUUAAGGUUGAAAUUUCUUUGUAUUUUCAAACAGCGUAUAGAGAAUAUAUUUAUUUUACGUUAUAUAUUACAUAAUAUAUAUAUAUUUUUUUUAUUUUACACGACGUCAUAGAAAGAGUGGAGAAGAAAGUGCACGAACAAAAUUUCUUCAAAUUGCCUUUCAAACAUCCUGGAAUAUUUUUCUUGCGUUUCAAUGUAUUUUCGUGUUAUUUUCCAUUAACGUGUUUUAUGUAGAAACUGUGAAAUUUUGCACGUGUAAGAGCGUAAGCAUGAGGUCGGCGAAACGAGUGACGCUUAAUCUAGACGAAAAAAAAGUUCUCGGCGAGAUACAAACGCUUAUCGUUGUAAUAGGAUAUUUCGCGGCUCUUCUUUUGUUUUUUAUUUUAACGCGGGGCGAACACAUAACCGCUGCUCCGUUCUUUAGGGAGCGACGUAGGAAGUUUAACGAGAUUCAAUUAAGAAGUCAUAGUAUUCUCUACUCGAUCGAUAAAUUAACGCUCUAUUUCCCCCAUUUUAUACUUAUAAUUUAUAAUAAACGGCAAGAUUAUAGAUCUCGCGCGGUGAAUCACUCCCGGCACGGUGACCUGCGCCCUCGUGCAAGAUCUGUCGUUUGUGGAACCUAAUUAUUUAUCGUUUUCUACAUUUUACUGUGAUCGACUCAACUUAGCCAACAUGUAUUUAAACCACCACCGCCGGCUCUCGUUUAUUUGAAGUAGCAUAAUUGUAAAUGGAGAUGCUGAACUUUCUACGUGGAUUAUUUAAUAAAAUUUCUUUUUAAGUUGA
Molecule: messenger RNA, 5573 nt
Organism: Wasmannia auropunctata (little fire ant)
Lineage: Eukaryota; Metazoa; Arthropoda; Insecta; Hymenoptera; Formicidae
Gene: Usp7
Product: ubiquitin carboxyl-terminal hydrolase 7
Exons: 18
Coding region: 235-4032 (1265 amino acids)
Biological process (GO): protein deubiquitination; regulation of protein stability
Cellular component (GO): cytosol; nucleus
Molecular function (GO): cysteine-type endopeptidase activity; protein binding; cysteine-type deubiquitinase activity
Source: RefSeq, a predicted model, not a curated record